Styela clava is the source of this 849-nucleotide messenger RNA. Its product is annotated as protein FAM200C-like. The record is from RefSeq and is a predicted model, not a curated record. Lineage: Eukaryota; Metazoa; Chordata; Ascidiacea; Stolidobranchia; Styelidae.
AUGGCUGCCAAGCGAGUCAGAUUCGACAAAGAAGCAACACUGACAAAUUUCGGGUUUCUGCCGGAAGAAAAGCCUGCUCUUGAAUGCAGCUAUGAAGUGGCAUAUCGUAUCGCAAAGUGCAAAAAGCCGCACACUAUUACCGAGGAUCUUAUCAAGCCAUGUGCGGAGAAAAUAGUGGAACUGUUGAUAGGUCCCAAAGAAAAAAGAAAGACGCAGCAAGUUCCUCUUUCCAAUAGUACAAUCCGUCGACGUAUUGAUGACAUGGCAGCCGAUGUAUGCCAACAAGUUUGCUCCGAAAUCAAGCAAAGUAAGCUUCAAGCCAGCCUUCAACUCGAUGAAUCCACUGAUACCACGCUGGAAAGUCACUUGAUCGCUUUUGCUCGUUACGAAAAAAAUGAAAAAAUAAAGGAAGAGUUUCUCUUCUGUAAAAGCAUGCCUAGCACCACUACUGCAUUAGAUGUGAAAACUAUAGUAAACGCAUUUUUUAUUGCUAACGAACUCAGCUGGUGCAAUUUUAAACAUGUUUGCACAGACGGGGCCCCAGCGAUGGUUGGCGUCAGGGCAGGCUUUGUCGCGCUUGUAAAGAAAGAAUGGCCUCACGUAACGUCUUCUCACUGCUCGUUACAUCGGUACGCUCUUGCAACAAAAACUCUACCUUCCCGUUUGCUAGAAGUCAUGGACUUCGCCGUUAAAGUGAUUAACUUCAUACGUGCGAGAGCCAAAAACCACAGACUCUUUCAAGUAAAGAAAUGGGAGAUGAUCAUGUUGGUCUUCUAUUUUAUACCAAUGUCAGAUGGCUUUCAAGGGGGAAAUGUCUAUCUCGGCUGUAUGAACUCCGGUUUGAGGUAG